Molecule: messenger RNA, 3696 nt
Organism: Melampsora larici-populina 98AG31
Lineage: Eukaryota; Fungi; Basidiomycota; Pucciniomycetes; Pucciniales; Melampsoraceae
Exons: 9
Coding region: 1-3696 (1231 amino acids)
Source: RefSeq, a predicted model, not a curated record
AUGGGUCAAGGCCCAUCACACACUGCUGGAGUACCUCCAGCUGCAGAACAAGAAAACAAUCAAGAGAUGAUUUUAUCAAAAUGCUCUAAUGAUAAAUUUAAAGACUCUUAUUUCACCCAAAACACCCAUCAAAACUUCUCUACUAUCAUUGCAAAACUUACUAUAUUUCAGCUUAAUCACAUAUUAUUUCACCUGAAACACCCAUUGAAUUUAUAUCACAACCUUCAUCUCAGUUCAACUGAAUACUUAGAACUAUCAGAGCCAAUGUCCGACUCAUUCUCAGCAGCUUCAUACUCAGCAGGUCAAAUCUGCGAGUACUCAGACGGGUCUCAAUCUGAUAACGACAUCAAUGUGGCCAGUCCAAUAGUUCAAGAUACGGUGGUUGAAUUUCAGUCUCAACCACAACUACGAUUGCCAGUCGAUAAAUCACAAUUUGCCACCUUUGUUGACCAUGAUUGUGUCAUCAACGAACAAGGCUACCCAAUAUAUCCCAAUGGGCAAACUGUAUACGUCAAGAAGCCCGAAGAUCGAGUUAUCAACUUUUGCCAUAUCGCAUGGUCCCAUACGAUGCGAACGGAGCCAUCAACCAAUAAGAAGUGGAUUAUACGUCAAUACUACUGUAUUGGAGUUAUGAGAUGCUCCAAUCCAGACUGUGAGCUUCAAGCUCCACCGCCCACGAACCCCAAGAAGCUUGCUGAAAGUGUAGCAUUGCCAUGCACUAUAUCUGGCUGUGAUGGUAUUCAGGUACACUUUGAAUGUCACGCUCGAUGUCGAAUUGAUCAGGAAGUCGAUGAGAAGGACCCCAAUUCUGAUGCUACUUGGUCAUUAUUGCGUCAUCAAGGUAUCCACCAUCAUCCAUGGCCUGACUCAAAGAAAGCGGACCCUCUUUCAAAAGAUAAGCUAAAAGAUAGAAUCAUUCAAGAUCCCAAGACAGGACCUUCGUCUUUAAAGGUGGGUCGUGCACACACUGGAACUGAACCUCUCGCCCCGGUUUCCGAAAUACAUCCUUCUUUCGCACAUAUCGACCACCUAGGAUACUUGCGCCGAGAUAUCCUAGUAACACAUGGUUUGAUGAGUGAUAAGAAUGACCCCGAAGGGGGCAAUAAAUGGCUUUUAGCAAUUGUUCAUUGGGCAAGGCAGGGCAUGCGAAUGGUGUCAGUUUCCCUCUUGCCCGAGAAUACCCAUAUGUCUUUGCAGACUGAGUGGAUGGCCGAGGUUCUGGUAUAUCAAGAUAAAAAGAAACCUGAACCAUAUACUGGCGGCUUACUCUCUGACGUCACCUAUCGAUUUUUCGAGAGCGGCUACCUCCUGACGACUUCGAUGUACAACGAAAAAAUUGAAAGAUGGGUUCCUGUCCUGCAAACUUGGCUCCACGAACUUAGCAGCAGUCACUACAAGUCUCAUUUUGUAGCUUUAUUACAACAAAUUCAAAAAUCAUCACUAUCUGAUGAAGACAAGGGCCUCUUAUGUGAACAAGUUGUUGACUUCUCACAAGCUCAACAAGUCGGCUUCAUAGACGCUUACAUGGAAGUUUUCAACAUCUAUGAUCGCAAUGUUGCACUUUCUAAGCUACACGGUUGUGAGCAACACUUUUCGCAGGCAAUAACCCGGAUUAAGAAGAAUACCUCGAUAGUUAAGCCACAUUUACAGGGACUUUGGGUAACCUUAUGUAAAGGUUUGCUUUUACCGGACAAACCCGAUAAAGACCUUGACGCAAGAUUUGAAGAGUUGCGCCGCCUGUUUCCAGCAGCCAAAAAAUGGAUUACCUGGUGGCAAUUAGCCGACACUCAAGCGAUGUUAUUCCCAGCUCGGAAACGAAUGGAACUUGAUGAUCCUCCUUUGGACGGAGAAGAAGACAACAACUUGGAAUCUCGUCCAAAAGUCAAGCGUGGCAAGAAUACGAAACCUCGUCGCAGAGCGGAAUUGCCAGCAACUACCAACGCGCAGGAGUUGAUGCAUUGCGUCUAUUACAUGCUCUGUGAGGGUAAAUGUACAAUGAUUGCUGGUAUGGUUCAGCUGUUAGCGUUGGCGCAAAGUCUAGAGCAAGAUUAUAGGGCGGAGAGAAAGGGUAUUUUGAUUGCUUAUGGUUCAAGGAACAAAGGUUGGGAAGAUGUCGUGGUAUCUUUGGGAAUGGUCAGACCAACCAAACGCAAAUACCAACCAAACAACAACCGUGCUCCCGAUACAACUGAAGAGCUUCUCUAUGAUGGCAAGAAGACCGGUACUAAAAGAAGAAAAACCAAAGGCCCUGGUCGACCAAAGGGAUCUCAAAAUAUUAUACGGCACGCCUUAACAACAUACCAAUCUUAUACGCAAGGAACUACUCCAGGCAAAUUGAAUUGCUGCUGGCUAUCGUCCACCUUGGAAUGUCUUUAUGCAAUGUUUGGGCCCUUAUGGGGUCAAUUUGCUACGGUCAAUGGCUCCAAUUUAUUCACGGUACUAAUGCAACAUUUCACUAAGAGAUUCAAAACGGAACUUAACAAACAAUCAUCUCUCAGCAAGGUCCUUUCACAAGGUCAAACGCUUUUGCAUGAAGCUAUACUAGAUAUGGACGACUGGGCCAAAGUUGCAUUCAAGUUAGAUCAACCCGCUUCUGUUGACGGAUUUAUGCAACGUCUAAUGCAGGAUGACACACCCAAACAACCUUCUCUUGCUCGGCUGUUUUCGAUUCCAAUCACCAAGACAGUCGUAUGUACGCAUGAAAACGCACAUGUGGAGAAAGAAACCACCAAAUCAAGGAACAUGCUUCACAUUACAACUUCAAUGUUUAGGGAUGCUUCAAUUGGUUACGAAGACACCGCACUCUUGACAACCAGAUGGGCAACUGACGGACUCUUUUAUUCAACCGGCCGUGUUUUUUGCCAAUGUCAUCCAUUGGACACAGAUCAACCAAAAGAUGGGGAUCUUGCUACGCUGGUCAAGUGUAUCAAGCUCAAUCUCACCAACGCUAAAGUGGCACCUUUACACUUGUAUUUUCACUUAGAUGGUGUUGUGGAACUUGAUGCGGCAGAGCGGAACAAAUUCAUGGAUCAAACCGAUUGGCCAGCACGUUUUUUGAUUGGUGAAGUUGAUUAUCACAUAGUUACGCGUGGAUAUUGGGCAAGUGGGCAUUAUUGGUGUAAAGUAGCUCGUUCAGUAGAAGGUAUAAUGGGAGUAUGGCUUUACGAUGAGCUUAGGAAUGGAGGUUUUGCACAACUAAUAGAGCGCAAUGUAACUCUUCUGGCCGGGUGUGAUCGUCACACCUCCUGGAUAUCAAUUUCAAUGCCAAGCGACAAAAUGCCUUUUGGAGGCGGCCUACCUCCUCUCAAAGGUGAAAUUGAAACUGGAGUCGAAGAAGAAGAUGCUGAUGCUCCUACAUCUGAUUGCGAGGACGAGGAGAAUCAGGUUUUGCAAUCUGACAAUGCUGAACAAGUCAAAGUCAAACCUCCAAUCAUGAUCAAAAUGAAAAUGCCAAAACUAGUAACUAAAGAUGUUACACCUGCAGAAAAGCGCAAGGCUGCUGCUGAAAAACGCAAGACAGAACAAAGUGAGAUCGUGGUUAAACCUUCAGCCAAAGAAAAACGUCAGGCUGCGGCUGUCAAACGCAAGGCUGCAGCAGCUGAAAUUAACACUUCAUUGUCGAAGUCAAACACUGGCAAAAAGGCCACUGCAAGGGGAAGGAAGGCUGGAGCUGGAAAGAAGGCUAACACUGGAUAG